Messenger RNA from Pseudophryne corroboree (corroboree frog), 12414 nucleotides. It is a transcript of the gene MRS2, whose product is annotated as magnesium transporter MRS2. The record is from RefSeq and is a predicted model, not a curated record. Lineage: Eukaryota; Metazoa; Chordata; Amphibia; Anura; Myobatrachidae. Bases 164 to 1444 code for a protein of 426 amino acids. Gene Ontology annotation, biological process: mitochondrial magnesium ion transmembrane transport. Gene Ontology annotation, molecular function: magnesium ion transmembrane transporter activity. The transcript has 11 exons. Gene Ontology annotation, cellular component: mitochondrial inner membrane.
AGUAGCGGCUGUGAAUGACAGCGCUGGCUCGGCAUGAGCGGUUCCGGUUAUAGUAUACUACUGCACAUGUGGAGGAGUCCCGUGUACAGGGUAGCUUGUCCAAUCUAUACUGAGAGGCAGAGAGGGUAAUGUUGUAGCCUUCAUGGGGUAAUAAGCAGCCGCCAUGGAUGCAGCUGUCAGUGUGUUACACAGACUCUCAGUGGCCGGCAGCAGCGGGAGGAGGCAGCUCUGUUGUGUGCUGGGACAGGCAAGGACUUACAGCCUUCUCCCCGGCCAAGGACUUCGUAAGAGCUGCAUUACUUGGAUGCCCAGACAUGUACCCCGGAGGCGAGGGAUCCUCCCACACUGCAGCCCAGUAUAUCGCCAUAUACAGACUGAAACGUCCCAAGCCACAUUAGCGAGCGUCGCUCCAGUAUUUUCUGUGAUGAAAUUUGACAAAGCAGGAAACAUAACGUCGUUUGAGAGAAAAAAAACAGAACUAUACCAAGAGUUAGGUCUUCAAGCACGCGAUCUGAGGUUUCAGCAUUUAGUGAGCAUCAACUCCAGAAACAACAAGAUCAUUUUAAGAAUGGAGUUUCUAAAAGCAGUUAUAACCCCGGAGUAUCUUCUGAUGUUGGAUUACCGGAACCUCCACCUGGAGCAGUGGUUCCUCCGUGAGCUUGCCCCACAGCUAGCAGGAGAGGGACAACUAGUCACGUACUCCUUGCCAUUUGAAUUCAGAGCCUUGGAAGCAAUCCUGCAGCAUCGGAUUGGCACUCUUCAAGGCAGACUUCAGUAUUUACAACCUCAUAUCUUGGAAACUUUAGAAGCAUUGGUGGAUCCCAAACUCUUGUCAGUAGACAGAAGCAAAUUACAUAUUCUGCUGCAGAGUGGAAAAAGUCUUUCAGAGUUAGAAACCGAUAUUAAAGUUUUCAAGGAGACCAUCCUGGAAAUACUGGAUGAAGAUGAACUAAUUGAGGAACUAUGUCUGACUAAGGUUGCUGCUCCUCAAGCGCUUGAAGAGAGCAAUUCCAGGAUAGAUCACGGGGAGGAGAUGGAGCUUCUGCUGGAAAACUAUUACAGACAAGCAGAAGACCUCGCCAACGUUGCCAGAGAGCUGCGAGUGCUGAUAGAUGACUCGGAAAGUGUUAUAUUCAUUAAUCUGGACAGUCAUCGUAAUGUGAUGAUGAGACUCAACUUGCAGCUGACUAUGGGAACCUUCUCGCUCUCCCUCUUUGGUCUCAUUGGAGUGGCUUUUGGGAUGAAUUUGGAAUCUACGUUUGAAGAGGACCCCCAAGUAUUUUGGUUUGUCACAGGAGUAAUGUUCCUGGGAAGUGGCCUAAUCUGGAGACGUUUGCUUUCUUUUCUUGGGAGACAUCUAGAGCCAUCGAAGCCACCCUCGAUUUUAAAGAGGACAUUUCCUCUUACUGGAAGAACAGACGCAACAAAUGGGCAUAAGGUGUAACCUUCCAGGUCACAGUACAAUGGACUUUAGACACAACUAAAUGGACUACUGGUGAAAGUCUGUUACAGUUACUUUUCACCAUCCGGUAACAGAAGUUUGCACGCCGGUGUGACAACAUAUCAGUUAUGUUGUAUGUGGGGAGAUGAUCCGAAAGCUCAGGCAUUAUUAUGCUUAGGAUUGCGCCUGAGCAUAUUCCCCAAACUCCCAUAUACAAGGUCUCCUUUGAUAGGAUUUUGGGACUAUACACUUCGGUCUGUUCGCAAUGCCGCCAUUUGUCCAGUCACGAUACACAGUCACCAGAGAAGCACGCAAACAAUUUACAAACUGCGAGUUUCAGAAAUACUGCCACCCUUGGCCCGAAAGUCGAUAAUCAUCCCUUUCUCAUACGUCCUAGAGGAUGCUGGGGACUCCAAAAGGACCAUGGGGUAUAGACUGAUCCGAAGGAGCCUGGGCACACUAUAAAGACUUAAACUGGGUGUGAACUGGCUCCUCCCUCUAUGCCCCUCCUCCAGACCUCAGUUACACUUUGUGCCCAGGAGUGACUGGACACACACUAGGGGAGCUCUACUGAGUUUCUCUAAAAGACUUUGUUAGGUAUUUUAUUUUCAGGGAGACCUGCUGGCUACAGGCUUCCUGCAUCGUGGGAGUGAGGGGAGAGAAGCAGACCUACUUCUUCUUAGUUCAAAGGUUCUGUUUCUCGGCUACUGGACACCAUUAGCUCCAGAGGGUUCGAUCACUUGGUUCGCCUAGCUGCUUGUUCCCGGAGCCACGCCGUCACCCCCCCUCACAGAAGCCAGAAGAAAGUAGUCGGGUGAGUAUGAGAAGAACAGAAGACUUCAGUGACGGCAGAAGACUUCAGUAACGGAGGUAACAGUUUGUGCUACGCUCCAUGCUCCCAUACCAAUGGCACUCACAGGGUGCAGGGCGCUGGGGGGGGGGGGGGGGGCGCCCUGGGCAGCAGGUUGCUGAUUUCUUCCUAAGGCUGGCAUAAAAAAGAAAAAAUCAUACCCCCGCCGGCAUAUGGCUGCGCGUCUUUACUUCCCCGACGCCGGCUCCCAUGGGCAGACAUGUAUAGUUAAAAUACGGGGUGGGAACCCUGGUGUGAUUAUUUUUUACUGUCAGUGAUCAUGUUUAACUGUCAGUCUGGCGGUGCCGGGGCUCCGUGUCACGGACGCCCGCCAGCAUGUUGGAGCGCACUACGCGCCUUUUUCCUCCCCGGCUCUCGCGGGUGCAGGGCGCUGGGGGGAGCGCCCUGGGCAGCACUUUACAGUUAGUAUUCAGCUGGCGGUGCCAGGGCUCCGUGUCCCGGACGCCCGCCAGCAUGUUGGAGAGCACUAUGCGCAUUUUCUUCCCUGGCUCGCGGGUGCAGGGCGCUGGGGGGAGCGUGCUGGGCAGCAUUUUAAAGUUAUUAUUUAGCUGGCGGUGCCGGAGCUCCAUGGCCCGGACUCCCGCCAGCGUGUUGUAGCGCACGGGGCGCCAUUUUCCCCACCGCCGCAGGCUCCACCGUGGGUACAGGGCACUGGUGUGGGAGCGCCCUGGGCAGCAGUUAAGGAACUAUCACGGUCGGGGGGAACAUACCCGGACACCGGGUGUCUUCACCCCGCCGGGGCAUCGCAGCGUGCGCGGCGCUGCACUCCACUCGCUCCCACACACCAACGAUCUCCGGGGGUGCGGGGCGCGGGGGGGGGGCGCUCCGGGCUGUGUUGGUACAUUUAGUAUAUACAGGGGGUUAAUACCUGUAUAUAAGCCUCAGUUAAAUUUUGCCGCUUAUGUUUGUGUUUUAGCAGACUUAAGCGCGCCGGGAAGGGGCGGAGCUUAGCCCUCAUAGAGUCGCCGCCAUUUUUCCUUAGAUCCCCGUCAGGGGGGGGCAUAUAGGGUUGUUAUAGGGAGUUGUGUGAUAUUGGACGCAUAAUGCCUCUUUUGUUACAUAAACUGACUGUUUCCCGGUUGUACCCACUAUUAGUUAGUCGACAUAUGUCGGCAGGUGUGAGGGCUUUGUCAUAAGGUGCUGUGGGAAUAACUGUCGGCUUCGCCGGCGCAAGGCGGUACUUGAUUCAGGAAAUUAAGUAUUAGCAGAUGCUUUAAACGUAAACACGAUAGGGGAGAUACAGUUGUUUAUGGAUGCCAGGUCGGCAUCAACGGGUUUUUCCUGGAAAAAGACUUAUCAGGCUGUCAUUGCCUUAUUCCUGUAUAUAUACGUAUAUUUAUAGGUAUAUGUGGGGGGAGUGUUAUCAAAAUUGUAUUUGUCUGCUUCCCUCAGACCCCUCGGGGUUCCGUGGUUAUUAGUAUUUUUGCCACUUGCUGUCGACGGUUACUAAGUUUCUGUCGACCAUACCGUUCCUGCUAGAUCCACAUCGAGGGCAUGUCAGUGCGUGGUCAUACACAUUCGCAACACAUUACUGUCACUAGAGACCUGACAGGUCGGGACAAUCCACUUGCGUAUAGGUUAUAUCUAUAUGUGUGUAUAUAUAUGUAUAUAUAGGUUAUAUAUGCAUGGUUGAGAUAUGUGUCUAUUGUGUGUUCCAUGAUGUAUAUCCAUGAAUGCUGAAAUAUCAUGUGCUGAUCGCUCUGUUGAUUAAGCUCUAGAUUGGCCGGGAAGAGUUGGUUUUGAUCCUCUCAAGGAGUCCAAAUAUUCUUCUCUUCACACGCGGAGAGAUAAUCAUGACGGUCAACUCCUGGUCGACGCAGAGCCCGGUCGCGAGGGAUCAUACACAGGCAGCUAAGUGAAAAAAAAAUUUUUAUAUACACUGCUCAAAAAAAUAAAGGGAACACUAAAAUAACACAUCCUAGAUCUGAAUGAAUGAAAUAUUCUUAUUAAAUACUUUGUUCUUUACAUAGUUGAAUGUGCUGACAACAAAAUCACACAAAAAUUAUCAAUGGAAAUCAAAUUUAUUAACCCAUGUAGGUCUGGAUUUGGAGUCACCCUCAAUAUUAAAGUGGAAAAACACACUACAGGCUGAUCCAACUUUGAUGUAAUGUCCUUAAAACAAGUCAAAAUGAGGCUCAGUAGUGUGUGUGGCCUCCACGUCCUCACUCCGGUGAGCACUCGCCUACUAAUUUUCAGUUAUAGAAAUAGACUAGGACCUGUGAGUUGUUUAUAGAAUCCAAAGGGGAACAGUCUGCCUUACGGUUGUUUUCCCUUACUGUUUUUCUAAUGGAUCUUGCCAUUCCCCUCUAGGGGGGGAAGGUAGUACGCGACGCCAUACAGAGUUGCGUCAGGUUCAGAACGUUGUCUGGUUGUCCCGGUAUAAAGGGGCAAGUCAUUGUCUCUCUCUGCUUGUUCUUCGGUACAGGGAUGGACGGUUGUUUCCAACGAUGCAGUGGUCAAAAGUGGCUUUCGGAGCAGAUACUGACCCCUUAAGGUCCGGCAUUUUUUCUGUCGAAAGAAGUCUGAGGAUCCAGAAUUGGAUCGGCUUUGAGGGAACACCUCAUCAAUAUGUUCUUGCAAUAAGACAGAUGACGGCCUAAGAGGUUUUUGUUUUCGGUGAGCAGGUCUAAUACCAGAGUGGUGUUCAAGGGACCAGUUGGAAGAGUGUGCUGGGUCUCACAUGCGCAUGCACCGGAAUAUAAUUCUAUCGGCCAGGACAUCGCGCCUGUGAGGUCGGCUCGAUUUUUUUCAUUCUAGGGGAAUGAAGGUUCGGGAUCCAGGUUUAGAUCCUGGUGUCCGUGCAUACAGAUAUCCGACGCUGGGGAGCAGCCCUUUGCAAGUGUAUUCCAGAGGAUAAGGUCAAGCUGGGAAGCUUGUCUGUUAUAAGCUUUCUUGAAUUAAGAGCUAUUUUCGACGACCGUAUUCUUCGUGUUUUGCCUGUGUUGGUUCUACCAGAGGACUUGUCAGCAGGGGCGUAAGGGAGCCGCUAUGGCGGAACCAGGAGAAAAGCGGAAAUGGAAGAAGAUGCACAGUUUGCAGUUGAGUGGGAAGUCUGGUGAACGCUAUGUUAGCAGCCUUCGUUCCGGAGGUGGAUGGCGGUGGAAUAGACUUCCUCUGCUGAUGUGAUAUACAGCUGAAAAAGAAAUCCAGUCGUCAUCGAGAAGUUUUUCCAGAUGUGACAAGCUUUUGAGGAGUGUAGCAUUUGGACAUGUUGGCAUCUCGCCUCAGCGAGAGGCCUCGAGGAGAUUGUUCCAGAUCAAGGGACACUCGAGAUAUAUCAGGGGCCAUACUCGCGACACCGUGGGUGUGUUUAGUCGGUCUAUGUGGCCUCUCCGAUUGCACUUUUCGGAUGAUGGUAAGAGUAAGAGAAUCAAAGGUUCCGAUGAUCUUUUUGAAUCCGGUCUAGCCAGCGAGGGUUGGCUGUCUAGUUUUCAUGGUUUACUCAUAGAAGAUUACUGCCCUCUUCCUCUACGUGAGGUUAUGUUACAACGAGAUCACGGCGUGUAGCAUGACUUACUGUGGCUGCGUCUGACGGUGGGGCGAUUGAAUGCCAUAUCCUAAGCCGAACGGGUGUUCCCGGUGAGGUAGUUUCCUCUAUUCUUCAGGCUGGGAGUGAACUAAGGGUAAAGCGUUACCACCGUGGUGGGAGUAGUUAUGUGUCUUGGGUGUAUCCAGGAAGGCUCCUAUGGCAGAUUUUCAGCUAGGUCGCGUUUAUCCAUAUUUUACUAGCCGGUGUGGAGACAAGCCUAAUAGAUUUCUUUACAAGAUUUCUCUCUCGGAAAGUGGUCAGGCUAUUGGUUUUGACGUCCGCAAGGCGGGGGUCGGAAGUGGUGGUUUUGUCUCACGAGUGCCUUAUUGGGUCUUUCAGGUGGAUAGAGAGGAAUUGGGUUCUCGCUUGGUAGUUCUACCAAGAGUGCUUCCGGGUUUCACAGAAAUAUUUUGAUGCUGGUGGUUAAUUAGGCAUUAGCUGAUUCAAUUUCCAUCGGUCUAGCCAGAGUUUUGAGUAUGUAGGUCGCCAAUGUUGGCUCAAUUUGCAGAAACAGAGGCUCGGUUUGUCUCGUAUGUUCCCAACAUGGCUUGGAAGACUGCGUUCUGCAGUCUGUUUCACGGCAGUUUGGCAUGUUCGUUCUACGGCUGGAUUGCCGCUACCGAAGUCGGUGGAGGCCCAUUCUAGUGGAAAGAUGGGCUCUUCUUGGGCUGACGCCGAGGUGUUUGGGCGGUUCAACUUUGUCGAGCGGAUUCUGGGUCGGGAUCAAACGCUUUUGCUAUGCUCUGCAAAUUUGUUGCCCUGUUUGUUUUUGGGGACCUUUGUUGCUUAUUCGGUGCUGCAGAGUCGUGCGCACUCUCCCGCCCGUUUUGGAGCUUUGGUAUAAACCCCAUGGUCCUUUUGGAGUCCCCAUCAUCCUCUAGGACGUAUGAGAAAAUAGGAUUUUGGUACCUACCGGUAAAUCCUUUUCUCUUAGGGGGUCAUUCCGAGUUGUUCGCUCGCAAGCUGCUUUUAGCAGCUUUGCACACGCUAAGCCGCCGCCUACUGGGAGUGAAUCUUAGCAUAUUAAAAUUGCGAACGAAAGAUUAGCAAAAUAGCGAAUAGACACUUCUUAGCAGUUUCUGAGUAGCUCCAGACUUACUCUGCCUGUGCGAUCAGUUCAGUGCUUGUCGUUCCUGGUUUGACGUCACAAACACACCCAGCGUUCGCCCAGACACUCCUCCGUUUCUCCAGCCACUCCCGCGUUUUUCCCAGAAACGGUAGCGUUUUUUCACACACUCCCAUAAAACGGCCAGUUUCCGCCCAGAAACACCCACUUCCUGUCAAUCACACUACGAUCACCAGAACGAAAAAAAAACCUUGUAAUGCCGUGAGUAAAAUUCCUAACUGCAUAGCAAAUUUACUUGGCGCAAUCGCACUGCAGACAUUGCGCAUGCGCAUUAGCGACUAUUCGCUCCGUUGCGACAAAAAAAUAACGAGCGAACAACUCGGAAUGACCCCCUUAGUCCGUAGAGGAUGCUGGGCGCCCGGCCCAGUACGUACUGUCUGCAGUUAUUGAUUUUGGGUACUCCCUGGUGGUGUUUUUUUCUGUCAGGCGGUUGAUACCAUUGUUCAUGCCAGGGUAGGCGGGCUCUUAUUUUGGCUUCUGUGGACACAUGGUUUGUGUUACGUAUUCUCUCAGCAUCUGGCUGGGUUUUGUUCAUGCCGUUAGCUGGUAUUCUACUGAAUGCCACGCUCUACGGUGGAUUUGAGGUGUGAGCUGGUAUGACACUCACCGUGUUUAUAACGAUAAAUUCUUUCCUCGAAAUGUCCAUCUCUCCUGGGCACAGUUUCUAACUGAGGUCUGGAGGAGGGGCAUAGAGGGAGGAGCCAGUUCACACCCAGUUUGUCUUUAUAGUGUGCCCAGGCUCCUGCGGAUCCGUCUAUACCCCACGGUCCUUUUGGAGUCCCCAGCAUCCUCUACGGACUAAGAGAAAAGGAUUUACCGGUAGGUACCAAAAUCCUAUUUUUUGCAACUCUGAUAAAUCGCCCCUUUAACCCAUGACAGCAACGAGUGAUAUGUGUGCAGACGGCCUAUCACACACCUUAUAUAACCACCAAGUCAGCGCACGACAGGUGAUGUACUUCAUAGGCUACACAGUGCUGACAUCUAAAGUAGGAGGUGGUCAUAAUAAUCUAACUCGUACGUGUAUGUAUGGGUAUUCGGUCUAUAGAGCUACAUUAAAAAGGUCAAUAGGUCGACCACUAAUGGUAGACAUGCAUUAGGUCGACAUGUAAUAGGUAGACAGUUCAAAAGGUCAAUAGGGUCAACAGGUCGAUAUGACAAUGGUCGACAUACAUGGUCAACACAAGUUUUUGAUUUUUUUUCAACUUUUUCAUACUGAGCACAGCGAGGCAAAAAAAUUGUAUACUUUUUUUUUUUGUCAUUCAUUUCCAUGUCGACCUUUUGAUUCUGUCUACCUUUUUAGUGUAGAUCUUAUAAUCCACAUGUGUGUGUGUGUGUGUUUGUGUGUGUAUGUAUAUAUAUAUAUAUAUAUAUUAAAAUAUUAGUAUAUAGAUUAAAAUAUUGGUAUAUAGAUACGUAUGUAUAUUGCCAAUGUGCCUUAACAGUUUAAAUAUUCUGCUUCAUUAUGAACCAAGUUGUACUUAUCAUUUGGUGGUUUAUGGUAAAAAAUCUUUGCCAAUGAUGUUAUUGUUGCUGUCUGGAAGAGUGAUUCUGCAUACAGUGAGACUAGUAGUGUACGCUAAUUUCCAGCCAUCAAAAUAAGGAUGGAAUACACAUAUCUUUUUCAGAUAAAUGAGUGUAAUAUUUAAACGUAUUGUUUACCUCCCAUCAACUAGAAUUUACAUAGUUACAUAAAUAUACUGUGAGUGUGCAAAUUAAUAUGCCUUGAUAUGACAGUCGCACUGCAAGCCAAAUCAUAUUCGUUUUUGCUCACAUGAUAUGUUCUUUGAUAUUUAUAUAUAUAUAUAUAUAUAUAUAUAUAUAUAAAUAUCAAUGUGUGUAUGUAUAUGUGCAUAUAUAUAUAUAUAUAUAUAUAUAUAUAUAUAUAUUUUAUUGGAUGUACUUUAUUAAGAGUUCAAGGGCCUGAUUAUGAGUUGGGUAUAAAGUAAAACAUAGCAAGUAACUUUCUACCUGGAAAAACAAUGUUGCAAUGCAGUGGGUGCAAAUUAAUUUAUUUGUCUGCAUGCAGGGUGAAUACUGACUGUUUUUGCAUGUAACCCACACAUGCUGGUCAGCUUUUUUGUACACAGCAAUUUAAAUCUCAGUUUGGACACACCCUUCUCCAAUCCAAUACCGCUUUCACACACACGUCUUGACAAAAACCUGCCUCUGACCUAGAUCUAUUAGCCUGGCUACAACCCAGAUCUCCGCCCGAGGCCCCCUUUCAUACUACACCGUGUACCUGGGUAAUUCCCGUGUCAGACACGUUCACAUUGAACCUGCGUCAGCCUGGGAUUUUGUGUGUCCUUAAAGGGAACACUUCUUUUUUCUUUUUCUUUUUUGUCUCACAAUAAUGAGAUAAUUGAAGCUGGGUGGUGACCUGGCUGAUGGGCAGGGACUGUAUUGUUGUGAACAUGGCUAAAGAGUUGCUACUCAGUAGCUUGGAGCUCCUGGUUUACAGCAUUCAUUUGCAGUUUCACAUUAAACUGGUGCAGCUGCUGACACUAUGGUGGUCAUUCUGAGUUGUUCGCUAGCAGUUUUCGUUUGCAGCGCAGCGUUUAGGUAAAAAAGUGGCAUUCCUGCGCAUGCAUAUGCGACACAAUGCGCAUGCGCGACGUACUUUCACAAAAUCCGAAGUAGUUUCACACGAGGUCUAGCGACGCUUUCCAGUCGCACUGCUGGCCGCAGAGUGAUUGACUGGAAGUGGGUGUUUCUGGGAGGUAACUGACUGUUUUCGGGGAGUGUGUGGAAAAACGCAGGCGUGUCAGAUACAAACGCAGGCGUGCCUGGGGAAACGCAGGCGUGGCUGGCCGAACGCAGGGCGUGUUCGUGACGUCAAAACAGGAACUAAACAGUGAUCGCUAGCUAGGAGUAGGUCUGGUGCUGCUCAGAAAAUGCACAAUCUUUUUUUUGUAGCCACUGUGCGAUCCUUUCGUUCGCACUUCUGCUAAGCUAAGAUACACUCCCAGAGGGCGGCGGCUUAGCAUUUGCACGGCUGCUAGCGAGCGAACAACUUGGAAUGAGGGCCUAUGUUAUUGUACAUUGCACAGUGUCAUUUCAGAAGAAGGAGGUGCAAUUCUGCUGAACAACUGUCAAAGGGGGCGUGUCCUCGCAGCGAUCCCACAGGAAUCGGUGGAAUUGGGAGAUGCCAAAAGCCGGUACACAGGCCCUUUUUGGCCGGUACAGACCAUAAAAAAAGGGUAUGCACUGCACUUCUUUGUUCCAUCUAACCAGUGGUGCUGCUGUGUCUGCCCAGUGUGUCUCCUUCAGCAUCUGCACUGGUGCUGCAGGUGCCACACUAUGUGUCCUGCUGUGUCUGCCUCACUGAGGACUCUGCUGUGUGUGUCCCCUGUGAUGUGGUCCAGCACCUGCAGUUGAUGUCAUCUGCAGUCGCACCAAACAGCCAACAGAGCAACCUGGGUAGCAUCCACUCUCCCUACAGAAAACCCUGGUCCUGGGCCGGAUCACGGAUCCAGUCACUCGACCCGGGUUGGGUCUUUUCAACAUAACCAGGACCCAGGUCAAGGCACAUCACCAGCAAAACCCAGGUUUUUGGCGAACAGUAUGUAAGGGGGUAUUAAUCUCUCACACAUUUUCCAUCUACCCCACCUGCAGUGCAGCAGGGUUUUGCCCCAGUACACCGCUACCUGCACUGUUUGCUUAAUUCCCACCUCAGAAUCCGACCCUAAGCUCUCUUAUAUUUAUUAUGCUUAAAAACUAUUUUUAUGUCAGUAGUAAUUUUUAAUAUUAUAAUUCAAACCUGAUAUCUCAAAUCAGCUAGAACAGCUGAAAGGUAAAAUUAAACCUUAAUUUACUUAAAUAUAUUUAGAAUUUGUACUAAAAAUAAAUGUGUAAAAGAAGAAUUAAUAGGCUGUGUAUUAUUAAAUGCACGGAACACCAUUGUGCCUCAUCAGGAAAGCACUUAGAACAGCCGUGAAGCUGCUCCUGUGUAUGUCUAUCAACAAAUGUACCUAUAUGUAUUUUAUGAAGAACACACCAUGAAGACCUCCCAGACCAAUACCACUCACGUUGGGAAGAAAACCCCUCUCAAAAAAGAGACUUUAAAUCCCUCCAUUGCUGUAAGAUACCCUGACUAUGUCUCCCAUUAGUUCAGUCCUGGACCAGUCAGAUCGAUGGAUUCUGCAGGUAGUUUCCAUGGUACUUCCCCCUUUUUUUCACUUUCUGGACCCCAGGGAUCCCACCAGAUUGCAGCCAGUAUGACUUUUAGCUCUCAAUAUCAGCAGUUCCUUCUGUUCUGUACUAGAUCUCAAAGCCCUUAGUGGACUCACUUGACCCAUUGCAAAUCACUUCGGUUUUGCCAUCCCACUUAGAGGUGCACAACCACUUUCCGGUUAUGGAGACUUUGCAAACUAGAGGUGCACCUAGGUAUGCAGAGAGGCUAAAAUAUUGGAAGAGCCACAUUGUACAAAGUGUAACAGUACAUAGAAGUCCAACCUCCUACCGCUUCACAACCAUUAAUUUCCUUACAGUGCAGAUGGUCUCCUUUGUAAUAUGCUGAGCCGAUCUGAACUAGCUCAGAAGUUGUUCAAAUAUAAUGGAUAUUUGCAGCAUACAUCUGCCUUGUCUCCUUCUCGUUGUCUUUGCACUUCUUCCUUUCAGUCAUUCAAGCGAUGCAACCUCAGGGCUUCAUAACCCAUCGUCAUGUACCAGUAUGGGAGGUUCUCAUUUUCCCAGGGCUUUCAAGUAGUUAAUAACAGUUAAGGAGGGGUAGUACGUUCCUUUCUUUCAAGUUCCCUAUUUAAUAUGGGCGGUGCAUAAAUAUGGUUUGUGUUUGGCCUUGGAGAAGAAGAUGUAUCAAAAAAGUGUACAAUGCGCUGUUCCUGAUAAUUAUCAUUAUGAAACUGAAAACUAAGCCACUGUUACAAAUUAAUAUGCGUGUUCCAACUGUUGGGCAUAGCAUCACUCCAAUGAGCUGACUCGUCCUAGCCUCUUGUAAAGGCCUCAGUGACCGAUUUCGGUGCCAGUAUACCUCGUCACUUCACCAUAGAGCAAUCGGACCUUACUAUGCAGGAAACCCUUCUCUGAGCAUUCCCAGUGCAGUUGUCUUCAUUUCAGGAGAGGCUUUGUGACCAGAAAACAACAAUGACCCCUGUCUCACCAUGAGCGUUCCAAGCGGCAGACAUGCAGUUAGCUUGUACUGAAUCACUUGGGUUUUUAUUUAUUGCUAAACUUUAGGUUGUCCACUAAUAGUUUACAAAUAAGACAAAUAAUAAUGGUGUUUUUUCUCUCUGUUAAAGGUAUAACAGUUGUAUAUGAAAACUUCAUUAGGAUAAUAAGCAGUGGGGCUUCAAUUCAACAGAGCAAAAAUAUGUAACUUUUUUAACAAAUUGGAUAGUUUAUUCAAAACAUUUUUAGGUCAUAAACUAACAUUUAUUUGUAAGGAAGAAAAUAUCUUCUCUGAUAUAGAAUAAAAUAUUUUUAUACACAAA